AUUUGGACCUGCACCAGUCCAAAAAAGACUGAGCUGUCUGGCCAGGGACAAUUCGAUCUAUGUGGUUGCCAAUAUGGGUGAUAAGAAGACUUGCAGUCAUAUAGACCCAAAGUGCCCCUGUGAUGGCCGCUAUCAAUACAACACAAAUGUUGUCUUUGAUUCAGAGGGAAAGCUGGUGGCACGAUACCACAAGUUUAACCUGUUUACGGUGGAGCAACAAUUUGAUUUCCCUAAAGAGCCUGAACUUGCAACCUUCGAUACUGCCUUUGGAAAAUUUGGCCUCUUCACGUGCUUUGAUAUUCUCUUCCACGAUCCUGCUGUAACCCUCGUAACCCAGCUCUCGGUGGACACCAUCAUUUUCCCGACAGCCUGGAUGAAUGUUCUCCCACACUUAACUGCUAUCGAAUUCCAUUCAGCUUGGGCCAUGGGCAUGCGUGCCAAUGUUCUAGCAGCUAAUACUCAUAAUCCUAGCCUUAAUAUGACAGGCAGUGGUAUCUACACACCAUCCGGAUCGGAAGCUUAUCAUUAUGAUGCAGAAUCAAUGAAUGGGCACCUUUUGGUUGCAGAAAUCUAUUCCCAUCCGUCUCAUUUUCCCACCCCUCUUCCUACUGUUAAUUGGAGCUCUUAUGCCACAACUGUUGAAGGGUUUCCUAAGCCCUUUACUUUCUCUGGAUUAAUUUUCCAUGAUAACUUCACCUUAUGUACCCUUGGAAAAGAAGCUGACAAUCUUACAGUGUGCCAGAACAAUCUCUGCUGCCACUUAAGCUACAGGAUGAUGGAACAACAAGAAGAUGAACUUUAUGUGCUAGGGGCAUUCGAUGGUCUUCAUGAGGUUGAAGGACAAUAUUACUUACAGAUCUGCACAUUGCUGAAGUGCGGAAGUACGGACCUUCAGAGCUGUGGUCAGGCAACCAAGACUGCUGAAUCCUAUUUUGACUUCUAUUCUCUCAGUGGCACAUUUGGCACUAAUUACGUCUUCCCGGAGGUUUUACUCAGUGGGAUUUCUUUGGCCCCUGGAUUGUUUCAGGUUUUGAAAGAUGGACAACUGGUCAGUCAGAACGAUCUCCCUCAGGCCGUUUUAACUGUGACACUUUUUGGAAGAUGGUAUGAGAAGGAUUCUCCAUCUACACCCAUUAACAAUGCAACCCUAGCACCAAUGCAAUGCACCAAUAAGGCUGAAUUCAUUAUUCAAUAAAUCAGUUGCUUUAUACCUUUACUGUUUCCAUUGUCAUUUAUCAUCCAGUAAUGGAUAACUCAACUGAAGAACUACCGUAUGUCUUGACAAUGGAUAUAUUGAUGCUAUGUUUAAAGUUGGUGACAAAUCCUAAGGAAUACAAUCUCUUGAAUGUUGUCCUAAAAAAGAUGCAACAAGGUAAUAGUUACUGAUUAGGCUCUUUUUACAAGGUUCUUGGAAGAAAAACAGUUUGAUAUAUGAAUCAUCUUCCGGUAGAGCUGCCUACUACGUAUUAGAGCAGGUAUUUGAUGCCACUUUAAAAUACAACAGAUUCAGGUUGUGCCAACUCCAUCUUAUCUCUUAACUCCUCAUUUCAGAUAGACACCUAGAAAUGACCCAACCUGUUCCCCAUUUGUUCUGGGGAUAAUUUAGCAAGAAUCAGUCCUCUACUCAUAAGGAACCAGAAAACCAGACUUCUGUUUUUUUAUAAUCAAGAAUGAGAAAAACUCAAACUUCUAUAAAGACUGUUUGUCACUAAUUUUCAACUAGGAAGUCAACUGGGUUGAAUUAUUGAGCCUGUCUGAGAUUGUAAUAUGAAUUAUGCCAACUUUUAAUUAAAAAGUAUAAUCCAUGCAUGCUAGUCAAAACUCACAUAGUUGACUGUAGCCUUCACCCCACCCCUUGUCAGGUGCUCUUUAUUUCAGGCUAUUUUAAAAAUAAGAUGUCCUAGAGAAUAGAGAAAUUUUAUGUCUGUAAGAGUCAAAAAUGUGUAAUUUCAAUUUAGACAAUCAAUUGGGUUCUCAGAUAUUAGGAAUUUCUAAGUUGACAUGAGUAAUACUUUUGGUUGUAUGAUAAUUAAUAUGGCUAUGCAGAAAAGGAAACUAAAUAUGAAUGAAAAAGUAUGCCUAGAGAAUAUAUGCCUAGAGAAUAUAAAUGUUAACUAAGACAUCAUGUAAACUUCAGAUUGAGCAAGAGAGAGCGAGAGAAAGAAAGUGUGAGAGAGAUAGGGAGGCAGGGGGAAAGAUAGAGAAGGGGAUUCUUAGAAAAUGAAGGAUCAACAAAAAUGGAGAGUGAUAAGUUAGCAUUCUGCAAACAAAUACUUUACUUAUGGGCAAAAUAAUUCAUAGAAUCUAAUGAAAUGGGAGAAAAUAUUCUAGCAUUUGAAUUUUUUGGUAAUAACAAAUGGCAGGAUAUGGCAAAGAAGCAAAAAUGUUAUUAUAGCCUUAGACUUAGUUCUUUAGACUCAGGCUAUGCAUCCCUUGAGAAUCUAGACGAUGUAAAUUGACGCUUCCUGUUUGGAAAAUGGGAGUCAUUCUUGACUAAGAUAAAAAUUCCAUCAGAUGGGGAAAUUUAGACAUGUUGCUUUUCUUUUGUGUUACAGUGUGCCGUGUUGGUGAUAAGUAACAGUCUUAGAUUUGGAAAUCAAUGGUGUGUCCAUUUUAUAUGCUAAGACAGAUCAUUGAUGUGAUUGAGGGAGCUGAACUUUGAAACCCAGUCUGAUAUUGAUCUGAUUGAAGUUGCUAUCCAUGUCUGCCUGUAUUUCAAAUAUUGCCCU
Molecule: messenger RNA, 2729 nt
Organism: Thamnophis sirtalis
Lineage: Eukaryota; Metazoa; Chordata; Lepidosauria; Squamata; Natricidae
Source: RefSeq, a predicted model, not a curated record